AUGCGACAAACAAAUACGUGCCCAGAUGCGAUUUAUCUGAUUACAUACCCUCGCACUGGAUCAAACCUUCUACUGAAAAUCCUGAACCUUUCUGAACAACCAGACGUUGCGGCUCAGACCAAGGAAGGUUAUUACUUUCACCCACCAUUGAAAUUGAGACAUGAGUUGGGCAUGUUUGACAGGCCAUUGGCCCUCUGGGAGCAGGACUACUCACGGCUCUUGAGUCAAUGCUUCAAAGACUGCUUUGAAGAAUUAGACGGUCACUUGAAAUUUGCCAAUGCGAUGGGCAAAUCAUUAUUCGUGAAAGAGCAUGCUCCAUGGCUCAUCGAUCCCGCGAUACAGUCGGAAUGGAUCCACGAUUCUCACGACAAGGAUGAGAUCCCUAUGCCAAUCGAGAAUCCAACAAUCCUCCCGAAUGAAUUCCUGCGACAAGUAUCACCGACAUUCCUCAUUCGAAACCCCAUUGCUUCCUUUCCAUCUCAUUAUCGGGCUAUGCGAGACUCCUGGUACGGAUCUGCAGAAACUUUCAAAGAGAGUGGAAACAGUUAUUUGAAAUUCAACAUGACUAUCCGCUGGUCUAGGAUGAUGUACGACUGGUACGACAAACAGAAAUCGUUGUGCCGCGAGCAUGGUACGAACAAGGGGCCAAUCGUGUUAGACGCAGAUGAUAUUAUGACCAAACCCGAAGUUGUGAUCGAAUAUUGUAAUGCUGUUGGCCUCGAUUCUACGAAAGCGAAGUUCAGCUGGAAGCCGUUGAGCAGCGACAAGAUGGACGCCAUGGACCCGGAGUUCCUCAGGAUGAAGGACACGCUCCAUGCAUCCGAUGGGAUUAGACAGGACAAACUUGCGGCGGGUCUUUCGCUCGCAAAAGAAGCUGUCAAAUGGAAAAAAGAAUUCGGUGAAGCUGAAGGGGCAAAGCUUGUCCAGUGGGUGCAGGCUGCUAUGCCUGAUUACGAGUAUAUGUGGGCGAGAAGACUCACUCUGCCCAAUUGA
Molecule: messenger RNA, 993 nt
Organism: Penicillium angulare
Lineage: Eukaryota; Fungi; Ascomycota; Eurotiomycetes; Eurotiales; Aspergillaceae
Exons: 1
Coding region: 1-993 (330 amino acids)
Source: RefSeq, a predicted model, not a curated record